Messenger RNA from Paecilomyces variotii, 2621 nucleotides. RefSeq names its product putative clathrin-coated vesiclec protein. The record is from RefSeq and is a predicted model, not a curated record. The coding region runs from base 177 to 2246 and encodes 689 amino acids. Gene Ontology annotation, cellular component: exomer complex. The transcript has 7 exons. Gene Ontology annotation, molecular function: protein binding. Gene Ontology annotation, biological process: Golgi to plasma membrane transport. NCBI's taxonomy places the organism in Eukaryota, Fungi, Ascomycota, Eurotiomycetes, Eurotiales, Thermoascaceae.
CACCAGCUUCAAGCUCACUAACUACUGAUCUAGUAUAACUGCCAGCUAAACAAUAAUCUCCCCGGCGCUGCAGCACUUCCAAUCUAUCUAUCGGAGUCUGUCUCGUUCAACCUCCACCAUCCCUCCCAUCUGAUCUCCAACUAACUGCGCAGUCCAUCUGCGCUCCUGCCAGCGCCAUGGUCGCGCCCGCUGUCCCUGAGAUAAUCGAGGAUGACGAUAUUUUCGCCGCCGUCGAUGCUCGCACGGAGUCGCUUCAGAACCUGAGGGAAUUGGGCCCGCCCGAUCUUGUGUACUUGGUGAAGCAACCGAAGACCAAUUCAACUCGUCAGACAGGAGUCUAUCACCAUGUUACUGGCGUUGAUGCCUCAUCGUCCGCAAGUCUAGCUGCCUACGUCAACACCUUGACCUUCUCGCCAUUGGAUAAGACACACAAGGUUGUUUCAGGAAUUUACUGUUGCUACAAUGCAUUCUCACACCUCGACAUGCGGGUGGAGGUCAAAAUCCCCGGUAGUCUGGAGAGUUACUGCAUCGAUGAGCGAGGAGACAAACGUGUGGCCACGGAUGCUCUCUGGCUCGAGACAUUCCUGUGCGGAGUUCUGCGAGCAUACCUGUAUGCCGAUGAUGGAAGCGGUGAUACUAUCAAGAAGAUCGUUGGCGUCCGCCGGUUCAAUCCUGUCACCAACACGGAAAUGGAACACAAGUUUCUGGACGCUGCUGAAAGACUAUUUUUUAUGGGGAGACAAUUGAGCUCCGAUCCUGAAACGCAGGUGCCUAACACCGUGAGCAACCACCUCACGUCGGGCCUCCUUAAAUAUAUCCAUACCACUGGCCGUUACACGUCAGGAAUCAACUUGUUUGAGAAGCUUCGCACGCGUGACGUCGAGGUCUCAUCCCUGCUGGCACGGGUGUUGAUCUCGUCGGACGAGGAAGUGCAGGCGGUCCGACUGAUGCAUGACGCGCUCCAGGAUGUACCCAUGGACUAUGCUUUGCUCGACUGUCAGGCUGCUUUCUGUCUGAGCAAAGGAGAGGGAGAGAUGGCGUUAGAAUGUGCAAAGCGCAGCGUCACCGCUGCUCCCAGCGAGUUCAGCACCUGGGCGCGGUUGGCCGAGGUUUAUGUGAGCCUCGAACAGUGGGACUUGGCUCUUUUGACAUUGAACUCGUGCCCCAUGUUCACUUAUCAGGACAAGGAUGCUCCACGGAUGCCUCCGCCGUCUCGAGUCAUGUUGCCUAUACUCGCUGAAAGCGUUCUGGAUGAGAUUGAUGAGGGUCAGCCGAAGCAGGGAGAGCCACACGAUUUCGUUCACCCCUCGUUGAGGAAACUUCAUGCCGCCACUUAUCAGGGAACCUUCCUUAAGGCCUACAAUCUGUUGACCAAGAUUGCGGCCGCAAUCGGUUGGGACCAACUGUUGAAGAUCCGGAGCGACGUGUUUGUCAUGGAAGAAGAAUAUCGUGUUGAACGUCAGCAUGUGCCGAAGCCUGGCCACUCUCGGAAUGCUAGCACUAUCGGUUUGCGCAACUCUGAGAGUGAAGACCGGCCCGUGAAUGGCAACGGUGCCGAGAACGGUGAUGGAUCAGAAUCCAAAGACGAGCUGGCAGAUGAGAAGACAAACGGAAACGGCGAGGUUAACCAAACUGAGCAAACCUCUAUCGAGAGACCAGAGCAGACCAUGGCUUCGGAGGUUGUAAAGUCCGGAAAUGAAGACCAUGACCCAUCGCAUUCAUCGUAUACACAGUUCAAGAACAAGCGUCUCUGCGAACGCUGGCUCGACAAUCUCUUCAUGGUCCUCUACGAGGACCUGCGCAUUUACACUAUUUGGCGAACAGAGAUGGCGCAAUCACGCCAGCAGGCCAUUGAUUACAAGAAAACAGCCACAGAGUGGGAGAUCCUGGGUGAGCUCGCCGAACGUCUGCACCACUUUGAUGAGGCGGUUGAAGCGUAUCGCCACUGUCUAUCCAUUCGAUUCUCACCCAAGGCGAUGCACGGUCUCCUGAAGCUAUACGAGCAGAAGAACGACACGAGAGGCAUGUUGGGUGCGCUUAUCAGGUUGAUUGCUUGGCAAUAUCGCUGGUACUCAGAGUUCUCUCCCGAGCUCCUGUAUUUGAUCCGCAAACUUAUCGAGGAAGAAGGCGCCGUCAAAGUUCGCAGUAUCGUCCAGGCAACCAAUCUCCCACAGCCUGUUCUCGACCUCACCCACCACUACUGUCAGCUGUGUGCGAUGUUCCGAAGCAGCGGAAGUGACGGUUAGACAUGGAGCGCAGUAGCAUCAACCCCUUCAUCCACCCGCUGAUACGUAUACGUCCUUCACAUAGAAGGUGAUCUGAAAUCAUUUUAUAAACAGAUCAUGUUGCGUUGAAGUGGGAGUGCAGUGCAAGGGAAACGAAAAGAAUCAAAAAAGGAAACGCUACUGAGAUCCGAUUCUCAGAGGGUUUGAGGAAAGUGUGUCAGAGGACAUCGAUAAGUAGUAGCAGCACUACGCUGUAGCGGGUGGCUUUCUUUAUACUCGUAUUAUACCAUACCUGAUACAAAUACCACUACAGCAUGUAUUUAAUUUCUCUUUUUGCUUGUACUAGGGUUUCAUUUCAAACAGGAGCACAAUAACGUCAUGCUAUUACAAUAGUGA